Molecule: messenger RNA, 2547 nt
Organism: Nematolebias whitei (Rio pearlfish)
Lineage: Eukaryota; Metazoa; Chordata; Actinopteri; Cyprinodontiformes; Rivulidae
Gene: st6gal2a
Product: ST6 beta-galactosamide alpha-2,6-sialyltranferase 2a
Exons: 5
Molecular function (GO): sialyltransferase activity
Source: RefSeq, a predicted model, not a curated record
AUAAUCAAGUCCAGUAUGAGGCAGUGGUGGAAGCUGGCACUGGUGGCCAUGCUGGCCUGGGUUCUCGUUUUCUUUGUCCUUCUCACUUACUUCCUGGAUACUCGUGCCAACGAGCCUUUGACCUUAAGUGGCUCUUUGCUCUCCCAGCAUCCUGACACCCGCAGACUAAACUCCAUACAAGCCUCCAAUCCGCAACACGCCAGUGUGGGAUUAAAACCUACAUCGUAUCUCAGAGAAAUGCCAGGACUGGGCCUUUUAAGCAGCUCCUCAACCCCAGAGGCCAGCGUAAAAGUUAGCCAGAGCCCACACGGUGCUCCUUACACUACUUACAGUAGCCAGGAAGUAAGACACCAGGACUAUUUGGACCCACACAGCCUAGCUGCCUGGUCCUCCUUUGGUACAGAAAAUGUUGAGAAUGUGGGCUCUCAUUUAGAUUCUGCAGUGCAGAGCCGUGAGAGAUCAUUUCAGAUCACAGAGUAUCCGAACCAAGAUGAUACAACUCGUUACCGUGAUGGUGAUGAGGAAGACGAUGGGAAAGAAAAUGAAACUGAAGAGCUUGGAAACAGAAGGAGAGCUCCCAGAGGCAAGAGGGCCGGCGGCGACUCCACCAAUCUGGAAGAGUAUUAUUUCUCCAAGUUUGACUCUGUGGUGCAUCGACUGUGGAGAGGCCGUGUGUCCUCCAACAUGCUUAGUCCUCGACUGCAGCAAGCCAUGAAGGAAUACAUGAGUGCCAACAAACACAGCGUGUCCUACAAGGGACACCGCAGAACCAACCAGAGUGCCAAGGAGCUGCUGUGCCAAAUGAAAGGCCAGGCACGGCUGCGAACGCUGGACGGGUCAGAAGAGCCCUUCUCCUCACUCGGCUGGCUUGAUUUGGUGCCGUCACUUCCCCUGGAGCAUCUGAACAGACGUCGGGAGAGGAGCAGCUUCAAGACGUGCGCGGUGGUCACGUCUGCUGGUGCCAUGCUGCGUUCAAGACUGGGGAAAGAGAUCGACUCCCAUGACGCAGUUUUACGGUUCAAUUCUGCACCUACAGACGGUUAUGAGCGAGAUGUGGGGAACAAAACUACAAUCCGCAUAAUCAAUUCACAGAUUCUAGCAAAUCCGGCUUAUCAGUUCAACACCAGCUCCAUCUAUAAGAAUGUAACUCUGGUGGCCUGGGACCCUGCACCUUAUUCUGUUAACUUACACAAGUGGUACACCAGUCCAGACUACAACCUGUUCGGGCCUUACGUAGAUCACAGAAAGGUCCACCCUGACCAGCCCUUCUACAUCCUUCACCCCAGCUAUGUGUGGAAACUUUGGGAUUUGAUUCAGAGCAACACGCAGGAGAACAUCCAGCCCAAUCCUCCCUCUUCUGGCUUCAUAGGCAUCCUCCUGAUGAUGGCGCUCUGCGAGCAGGUGCACGUGUACGAGUACAUCCCCUCCACGAGGCAGACCGACCUGUGCCACUACCACGAGCGGUAUUACGACUCUGCCUGCACGCUGGGCGCCUACCACCCCCUGCUCUACGAGAAGAGCCUGAUCCAGCGGAUCAACGCAGGCCCCGAGAACGACCUCAGGAGGAAAGGAUGCGCGACUCUUCCAGGCUUUAGCACCGUUAACUGUGACGUCUGAAAAUAUGAAAGCUGACCCUCGUGAGCCUGAAGAGAAUACACACGAGGGCCUUUUGUGGCUAACCGAGGGAAAGAUGCAAUAAAGCCGCUGUAGACAAGAAGGCUGAAGCUUACAAGUUUCAAAUCAACCCAUGAAGAGCAAAAGCCAUAGCCCUCUGGGGAGGGAUCAACCUAGCGAUUGUCUAAAGACAGUGUCUUCAUCAAAGAUGGUUUACUUGACCAGAAACUGGAACGGAUUUAAAAAGAAAAAAAAAAAAUUAUCUGCUUUAGCUGAGCCAUGUUAGCUUUAGAGCUGACGAGGGUAGCAACAGAUCUGUGUUUUAGAUAGACGAGUGACUUCAAUAACCUGGUGUGUAUCAGUGUAGAACCUGUUCAUGGAAGGUACUCCAUUAAAAAGGAAAUGCCACUGUUUAUUUAUUCAGAUUACUUCUUUUCAAUAGUUUGGAGUGGUGUAAAUAAGUGUCAAAACUCCCACUCCGAAUGUGACGAACACAUCAGCAACUCAGAAGAAUGCAGUUUUACAGGGAGAUUGUCGAACUACCGCAGCGGUUGUUUUACUGUACAAAGUACAUAUCUUCCAGGUUGUGUCCUGUUCUCACUACUGAAACUGCUCGAUUUAAUCUUAAAUUACUGUCCUGGGCAUGCCAGCUGAAUGCAAGUUUCUUCACGUUUUAGUUCCGGUGCAAUUAUGGAACAAGAUGAAAGUAAAUGGGGCCAAAAGGAAAAGGAAGCGGGUGCUCAGAACAGCCAUAACGCCAUGCCUGGAGGUCAGCUGAACACUUUUCUCGGGUUGCCUUGUGACUGUUCACACAAAUGCAGUAACAUACUGUGGCAGGACUGCAGUACCAGUCACUAUGAAUUACCAGCCCCUGAGCUUUUCUUUUCCUCUCAGUUCACUUUUUAUUGAAUGUAAUGUCGCCCGUUUUGGCCA